AUGAGCCAAGAAAGUGGGGUAGAGAGCAAAAGGCUGCUAAGGUUCUUUCGGGGAAAGAAUGGGCCUAUGAGUGUAAAGGAGCUGCAGAGAACUCUCAAGUCCCUGUACAUCAUCAUCAGAUUCCAGAAAGAAAGGGCUCGAAAGAAGGAAAAAGUCCGUGCAAGCAGGCGCGGAAAUCUGCCAGAAAACAGAGAGAGCCGAGAGAUGCAGAAACAAGCCGUGCGAAAAGGGGAAAAAACAGCCCCACCCGCGAGAAAUCGCCACGUGCCAGCAAACACUCACCCCCUGGAGGGAGAAAAGCCGUUUUCAGGCGAAGUCCCAGGCACCCCCUCCACAAAAGCCCCGGAUUUUGCAGCGCCCUGCCCCAGGGAACCAGCAGCGCCCUUCGGAGGCGGAAUAACCGGAUCCCUGAGCGAGAUCUUCAAAAGUGCAGCUCUUGCCCAGAAAUCCCCCGAACUCUCUGCAUCCCACGGGAGAAACGGCGGAGAAGAACAGGCCCCGGGGAAGAGAGAGCCUUUUUCUGGAGAGAAGAAGCCGCAGAAGCCAAAGGACCCAAAAAUACCCGAGCAUCCACCAGCAGAGCCUGUUUACGGGUUUGAAAUACGGGAGAGUGCGAGGAAGGAGGUCCCAGGGAGUGGCCCUGCAUUUGCAUUUUCCCUCCCGAAUUGA
This is a messenger RNA of Nematocida major, 669 nucleotides long. RefSeq lists its product as uncharacterized. Lineage: Eukaryota; Fungi; Microsporidia. The record is from RefSeq and is a predicted model, not a curated record. The transcript has a single exon. The coding region runs from base 1 to 669 and encodes 222 amino acids.